This is a messenger RNA of Hemicordylus capensis (graceful crag lizard), 2779 nucleotides long. It is a transcript of the gene SMIM38, whose product is annotated as small integral membrane protein 38. NCBI's taxonomy places the organism in Eukaryota, Metazoa, Chordata, Lepidosauria, Squamata, Cordylidae. The record is from RefSeq and is a predicted model, not a curated record. The transcript has 2 exons. The coding region runs from base 660 to 791 and encodes 43 amino acids.
GGCUUGAAGAUAACAUGCUGAAUCUAUUAAUAAUGGUAUGCAGCAUAAACCUAUGACAAUGCAGGAAAGGAAAAGAAAAAGCCCCUCCAGUGUUGUUUCCUGCAAAGACCAUUUUUAAAAGCCCGUUGGACAGCGCGGAGGCUCUUGAAGUGAUAGCUAAUUGGCAAAAGAAAGGCCCCAAUUGUCUUGAGGGGGCUGGAAAGUGCCGCGUGUGCUUCUGAAAAGGACUAGGGAGAAGGUGCCCGGUUUCGCUAAGCAGCUGCUGUUGGAGAUGUUUGGAGAUUACAUCAGCACUGGAAAAAAAGAAUCUGAAAAAAGUCUAACUUCACAGAGAGGGAGAGAGAGAGAGUUUAUGGAGGUCCCCCCCGCUUCCCCUUCCAAAGAUCUUCUGACAAUACUGUCAUUGUCAAUAUAAGAGUUGUUAAUUCUUUAUGAAUAGCACAUGGGGCCUCUUGACUAAAUAGUACAUUACAUGUCCCAAAUCUGUCAGCUGGACUCUUCUCUCACAUGCUAGUGAGAUCACUUUGAUUGGAAUGUUACAGGAAUGGCUUGGUUUGCUACACAGCCUGAAUACUACAUUAUAUAAUUAGAUCUCCCAGAGUAGUGAUAUUAGUGGUAGUAUCUUUUUCCCCUCAUUACCUUGUUAUUCUAGCUUAAAUAUGGGAUCAGGUCCUUUGAUGAUUUUAGUGGUCGUAAUUAUAUUAAUAAGAUUCAUUUUAUGGUCCUGUCUCAGUGCUUAUUUAGAUUACAAACCGUCUCGUAGGUUUCCUGAAAAGAGGAAGGACUCUUGAAAGAGCUCAUAUGCAUUUUCAAUGAACAAAUGGUGCCUCACUGGACAAUGUCACAGAACAGGACAAAUUUUACUUUUCAAAGGGGCUAGUUAACAACUCUUUUCUUGGUAGGGUCAACCCAGUUUAGGGGCCAUUUUAAAAGAGGUCUAGCCUUUAAUAAGCAGAGAACUGCAAAGUACCAUAGUUCUCCUACCUAAGUAAUUCAUGAUAUUGUUUUUGGAAAGAACCUGCAGUCACUGGCUCUCUAAGUAUUUUGGACUCUGAAUAUAAUCCUAUUGUUAAGGGUCCAGACAGUCCGAUUGACUGAGUUCCAUUGCCUUGACAACUUAUAUGUGACAACUUCCUUCCUGUUGGAUAAGUUGCUGACCUACUGCCUAUGGCUACAAUAACUGUGUCUGUUUGCAACAACUGCCAUGUCAACCUGAACCAUGGAGAUCGGCAUCCUUCUGAAGUAUUGAUGUGUGUGUCUUUCAGCAACCUAGAACAUACCUAGAAGCAGAGGUGCAUCUAGGUAAUUUUGGAGCCUGGAACUAAAGGCCUUUGGAGGCCCCCUUCCCCUGAAAAUUAAGCAUCAUCAUGCUCUGGUGGGUGACCACACCACCCGGGACAGACUAAAGAGGAUUUAGGGGCCCAGAGGGGGAGUUGAGGCUCUGGACAUCAGCCCCGAAGACUGAGCGCCUCUGCCUGGAAGUGAACAUUUCAUUUCAGAGUGAGCCAUUCCAAAUCAACAUAGGUAUAAGCCUUAAUACGUGGGCUGUAAAAACUCUUAUGAAUAUCCUUAGUGGCUCUGAAUGAAUUGCUGCUUCUUGAUAUGCAUUUCCCCCUCUAUUUUCUGUUUUGGAGAAAUUAGCUGUUUUUCUGCGUUAGGCUAUUAUAUCAUUGCUCCAUCUAGCUUAGUCCUGCUGAUUCUUGCAGUGGAGUGAGGUUUCCCUAGAGGUUUCUGUAAUGAUUUCUCAAGUACAGAAAAAAAGGCAACUACCCAUCUGCUCUGGUCUACAAAUGAACUGUGGCAUGCACGGUGCCUUAUAAUGGGGAUGGGGAAUGUAAGAAGUGCAGAGUUGAUUGCUUUGCCAUUACUACCUCAACAGGUUGCAUUAAUUUCAAUGAGAAUUAAGCAUGUACAAUUCUAUAUCAAGUGCAAUGCAGUAUGUUGGUGCAUUUUAUUAGUAACACAUUACCAUACAUUCAUCUGUUCCUUUUAUUGGGAAUAUAGUUAUGUUGUCACAUGAUUGGAUAGGUUGCUUAGACAUUGCUUAGAAUUCCUACGUCUGGCAUAGGGGAUGCUCUAACUGGUAUUUCUGCUUGACCAUUUUCUGGCAGAAAAAUGCAUAUAUUAAAAAUGCCAAUAAGAUAAACAAAAGAACAAUAAAGUUCAAUGAAAUUUAUUUAUCACAGGCUAUAGUGUUACCUAAUUGGGCAGCAAAACAUAAAGGAUGCAUCCUGAGAUAUGGCAACAAAUUCCCACAUUGGCAAAAGAAGUUCAUAUCUGAUAUGCCAUCAACCUCUUGGAAUGCUAUUUGUGUGAUAGAUGACCCCAGGACUUAGUUAUCUAAAUUGUUGAAUUUGCAGACACAAUCUGCUUUGAGUCCUCCCCACUUGUCCCCAACUUGCUUCCUUGAUAAUGACUUCACAAGUGUCAUUUAACUUGCUUUCAAAAUGCAGUUAUAUAAUCAAUAGGAAACUUUCUAUUAUAUUAAAAUACUAAAUGCCCAUUGCAGACAGUUAUAUCUUUGCUCCAACUCUGGAACUGGAAGAUAGUGUUAAAAUGUGCUCAUUUUCAAAUGUAUUUGCUAGGAUUGUACAAUGGACCUGCAUUAAAGGUGGGAGGACUAAUUAUGGACAAGCCCGUGAUUCCAUUUUGAAUGAAUAUUGUUACUGAUUAAAACAAACCUACAACUUUAUUUGCAAUAUCAUUUUAGUGACAUUCUCUCAAGCAAUUACUGUCAAACGAUGUAAACGAAGUGUUCAGUGGGGCUUCCAUAAAGAGA